Salarias fasciatus (jewelled blenny) is the source of this 2563-nucleotide messenger RNA. RefSeq names its product LIM homeobox transcription factor 1, beta b (gene lmx1bb). Gene Ontology annotation, molecular function: DNA-binding transcription factor activity, RNA polymerase II-specific; RNA polymerase II transcription regulatory region sequence-specific DNA binding. Bases 296 to 1426 code for a protein of 376 amino acids. The record is from RefSeq and is a predicted model, not a curated record. Gene Ontology annotation, biological process: neuron differentiation; regulation of transcription by RNA polymerase II. Gene Ontology annotation, cellular component: nucleus. The transcript is spliced from 9 exons. Lineage: Eukaryota; Metazoa; Chordata; Actinopteri; Blenniiformes; Blenniidae.
GCUUUCCUCGCUCCUCUAAUCAUAACAGGUGACUGUUCAGAGAGUUUUUCCACCUUUAUUGUCUGCUGUCUUCACGUUUUUUCUCUGACACAUCAGGGAUUUGAGGCUGCCUCUUGCUUCUGAACUAUUGCGCACCGAAGUCGAGUUUCCUCCGCGUUUCAUCCAAGUUAAUUUUGCUUUUUUUUUUUUUGUCCUCCGAGCUGCAGGCUGAGUGUCACACGGAGCUCAGACGCUUCCAACAGGUCUGGUGUCAGUGGAGCGCCUCUCCGCGGGAGAACAGCCCGAGACGUGCAUCAUGCUGGACGGCAUUAAAAUCGAAGAUCAUCCCCUUCGAUCGGGACAAGCCACGCUCGGAGUUAUGCUCGGGACCGAGUGUCACCACAGGUCGGUGUGUGAGGGAUGCCAGCGCCCCAUCUCCGACCGCUUCCUGAUGAGAGUCAACGACUCCUCGUGGCACGAGGAGUGUUUGCAGUGCACCGUGUGUCAACAGCCUCUCACCACCAGCUGCUACUUCAGAGAAAGGAAACUUUACUGCAAACACGACUACCAACAGUUGUUUGCGACCAAAUGCAGCGGCUGCAUGGAGAAAAUCGCCCCCACAGAGUUCGUGAUGCGCGCCCUGGAGUGCGUCUACCACCUCAACUGCUUCUGCUGCUGCGUGUGCGACCGCCAGCUCAGGAAGGGCGACGAGUUUGUCCUGAAGGAGGGUCAGCUGCUCUGCAAGAUCGACUACGAGAGGGAGAAGGACUUACUCAGCUCGGUCAGCCCGGAUGACUCAGACUCAGAGAAGAGUGACGACGAGGAGCUGGACAUCAAGCCGGAGAAGGGCAUCGGCAGUCAGGGGAAGGGGGACGAUGGGAAGGACCCCAGGAGGCCCAAGAGACCACGGACCAUCCUCACCACUCAACAGAGGCGGGCCUUCAAGGCCUCCUUUGAGGUCUCCUCAAAACCCUGCAGAAAGGUGAGGGAGACGCUGGCUGCGGAGACGGGGCUCAGCGUGCGCGUGGUGCAGGUGUGGUUCCAGAACCAGAGAGCUAAGAUGAAGAAGUUGGCUCGGAGACAGCAACAGCAACAAGAACAACAGAAUUCCCAGAGACUCGGCCAAGAGGUGAUGUCUAAUCGGAUGGAGGGGAUGAUGAACUCCUUCACACCGCUGGCUCCGCCGCAGCAGCAGCUGGUCGCCAUGGAUCAGAACGGUUACAGCACAGACCCGUUCCAACAGGGGCUCACCCCCCCACAGAUGCCCGGGGACCAUAUGAACCCAUAUGGUAACGACUCGGCGUUCCACGACAUCGACAGCGACACGUCUCUAACCAGCCUCAGCGACUGCUUCAUGGCCUCGUCGGAAGUCAGCUCCAUGCAGGCCCGCGUGGGAAACCCCAUCGAUCGCCUCUACUCCAUGCAGAACUCUUACUUUGCGUCGUGAAAAGGGGGAAGAGAGCGAACGAGGAACGAGAGAGAGAGAGAGAGAGAAAAAAGAAACAAAACGAAACAAAAGAGAAACAUCAGCACAGAAUAAACUGCCCAUCUCAACCUAAAGCACAUGGCCUGGAGUUCUGCGCUCUAACACGGACACGGCAGAAGAAACACCUCCCCGCAGUAGCUCCUGGCCAUGUGCGGACGCUUACUCAAAGAUAGUAAAAACCACUUGUUGUAGGACAGUGACGAUUCCUGGAAGAAGAAAAAAAAAAAAAAGACUUAAAUAUUCUUAGGAAAAUAUUUGGUAGGAUUGCUUAUUUGUCACAGGAGAUAUUACUCUUAAAAACAAGUAGAUAUCGAAGCCACUGAUUACACACUCUCAAACCAAAUAACACAGUGAAUUUAUACAGUGCAUGAUCAAUUGUAAACAAACAACUUUUUGUAAGCCCCCCGACCGUCCCCCCACCCCCCCCCAUCCUGGUUAAGAUGUGUUGUUUGGACUGUUUCUUCUUCACACUACAUGGUUUUCCAUGUUCACCGUUAGCAUUUUGAUCACUUUCCAUAGGUUUAGAUAUCGUGUUAAUAGUAAAUAGGUGCAGCAUGUCUGCAAGAGUGACUGUACAUUUUGUGUAUGUAUGAGAGUUUGUGAUGAGAAAGAUGUGUUUCGAGGAGAAAAUCGGGCGGACAAGUAGGAUCAGUGAAGUGUAAAUACUUUCCCCAGGCAAAUUGGAUGUGCAUGUUAAAAAUGGAAAGCAUUCUAUUUAUUUAACUAUAACAGGCUCUUGAAGGUACAUAUUAAAACUGAAAAGCUUUAUUUAAAAAGGAGAGCAUUUUUUUUUUUUUUUUUUUUUGUUGAGCAAUUAGUGAGUUCAUGAGUAUCACGACUCAUCUGUAUACCUUUUUUAAUAUGAAGAUUAACCCUUAUGGUUUUUUUUUUUGUUUGUUUGUUUUUGUUUUAUGUUUUUUUUUCUCCUUCAGCCAAGCUGUAAAUGAGCAACGUUGCUAUUUAUUUCGUACAGACCAUAAACCUUUUGUUGUCAUUGUCCAAUGUGCAUUCUCAAAAUGUUAAAAGUUGCUAAUUGACCAAAGUUGACUGGUUUGAUGAAUAAACAAUGUCUUUCUCCUGAUACCAUUAAAUAAAUAC